This is a messenger RNA of Bipolaris oryzae ATCC 44560, 1782 nucleotides long. RefSeq lists its product as uncharacterized. Bases 1 to 1782 code for a protein of 593 amino acids. Lineage: Eukaryota; Fungi; Ascomycota; Dothideomycetes; Pleosporales; Pleosporaceae. The transcript is spliced from 2 exons. The record is from RefSeq and is a predicted model, not a curated record.
AUGGAUACGGUGGAAAACCUGUCUGAUCUGAACAAGGACAUCUGGGUUGAUCAUGAUGCACUCAAUAAUUCUAAUUCUCCUGUUCGCGACGGUGGUUUUUACGAUGUACUUAUCUUGGGAGCUGGAUACGGCGGUCUUCUAUUUGCUGCACGACUGAUUCAGGCUGGCAUCUCGGCUGAAAACAUUCGGAUCGUAGAUAACGCAGGUGGCUUUGGAGGGACUUGGUACUGGAACAGAUAUCCUGGACUUAUGUGCGAUGUAGAAAGUUACAUGUACAUGCCACUCCUAGAGGAGACAGGGUACAUGCCACAGCAUAAGUAUGCAUAUGGUCCAGAGCUACUGCAAUAUGCCAACCGGCUAGCGAGUCACUUCGAUCUACAGGACAAAGCAUUGUUCAGAUCUCGUGUGACUGAGAUGAGAUGGAACGAUGAAGCACACUAUUGGACAGCUCAUAUUUAUGAGAACAGAGGCCCUACACAAUCAGGUCGAUCGUUGACGCUAAAGUCUCGAUUCGUCAUCACUACGGGCGGUGUCUUGAACGUGCCGCAUGUGCCAAAUAUUGAAGGCUUGAGGACCACAAAAAUUCCAUUAUUUCACUCGGCCAGAUGGAGGUAUGACUUCACAGGCGGUACACCUACAGAGCAGAAAAUGGAGAAACUAAGAGACAAAAGAGUUGGAAUUAUUGGGACUGGGCCUACAGCUAUUCAAGUCGUGCCAGAACUUGCGAAGUGGUCCAAGCAUCUCCUAGUGUUCCAGCGCACGCCGACAUCGUGCGAUGUUCGUGGCCAGCGGAAGACUGACCCAGACGAAUGGAAACAAAUUACAGCACAGAAGGGGUGGCAGAGAGAAAGAAUACACAACUUCAACCACUUUCUAAGAGGGGAGCCGCUUCAAGUGGAUCUGGUCCGCGAUGGUUGGUGCCAAAUGCCAAGCUUUAGCGCGGUGAUAGGAUCGGCUUGCAAAGGGAAAAUCUCACCGGAAGGAGUCGAAACCCAUAUUGCUGAGCUUAAUGCUAUUGACUUUCCAAGAGCACAAAGAUUAAGAGAACGUGUCGAUAACGUCGUUCGUGAUAAGACAACGGCAGAGAAACUUAAAUCGUGGUAUCCAACCUAUUGCAAACGACCAACCUUUCACGACGAGUACCUGGAAUCCUUUAAUCGGCCAAAUGUCGAGCUGAUUGAGACAUCGGGAUUUGGCGUGGAGAGUAUCACAGAGCAUGGACUCAUUGUCAAUGGUAUUGAGCAUGAGGUUGAUCUGCUUAUACUCAGCACUGGUUUUCGAUCCACGCCUGCAGAGGGUGUAGGCACGCCAUCACGGAGCUGCAAUAUCGAAGUGUUCGGGCGAAAUGGGCUUAAUAUAAACGACAAAUGGGAUGAAAAGGGACCGGUAACUUUACAUGGAUGUUGCACACACGAUUUUCCCAAUUUUUUCUUCGGUGGAUUGAGCCAGACUGGCAAUGCUUGCAACGUAUCUUACGUUUUGGACAACCACGCAAGAAACGUGGCAUACUAUAUACAAUCAGCGCGCAAAGCAACGAAAACUGAUGCGUUCGCAAUUGAGCCAUCGCGUGACGCAGAAGAAGAAUGGGCGAACGAGAGUGCCAGUAUGGCGGCCUGGUUUGCUGCCCUUUCACCAUGCACCCCAGGAAAUUACAACAACUAUGCGAAGAGUAUCACAGAUCCAACGAUUCAACAAAAGCUUGCAAGAGCUGCGCCAUGGGGACUUGGCAGCCAGGACUUCUACGACCGCAUCGAAAAAUGGCGUCAAUCUGAAGGUCUCUAA